Sclerotinia borealis F-4128 is the source of this 1692-nucleotide messenger RNA. NCBI's taxonomy places the organism in Eukaryota, Fungi, Ascomycota, Leotiomycetes, Helotiales, Sclerotiniaceae. The record is from the annotation of a GenBank genome assembly.
AUGAAAUUACCAAACUUUUGUUCCUCUGUGGCCGUUCUGUUCGCAAGCCUUCUUCUUCCAUCAUCGGUCUUUGGGAUAAAUUCAACCGCCCCAACUGUCACCGUUACCAACGGGUCAUAUGUUGGGAAAUAUGUUUCUGAAUGGCAGCAAGAUCAAUUUCUGGGAGUACCUUAUGCCAUGCCACCGUUAGGUGACCUCAGAUUUGCUGCGCCAAAGUCUCUGAACACUUCCUUUACUGGUUAUCGUGAUGCAACACAUUAUGGGCAUAGCUGUUACCAAUAUGGCACGACUUUUAACCUUUCUGAGGACUGCCUCACUCUCAAUGUUAUAAGGCCAGCGGGAACUACUUCAGACAGUGAUUUACCCGUUUUAAUUUGGAUAUUUGGUGGUGGUUUUUACACUGGAGCGACUGCAGAUCCCCAAUAUAAUCUCUCUGGCAUCACACAUGUCGGACAACAGUCAGGACAGCCCAUCAUUACAGUCUCCAUGGAUUAUCGCCUUGGGGUAUGGGGCUUCCUACAGACGCCUGAAAUACUCGCUGAAGGUAGCUCUAAUGCUGGACUACUUGAUCAACGAUUAGCCUUGAGAUGGAUAAAAGAAAAUAUUGCAUCUUUUGGUGGAAACCCUGAUAAGAUUACUGUUUGGGGGGAAUCUGCUGGAGCUCAAAGCAUCAGUUAUCAUUUAUACUCCUAUGAUGGACGAGAUGACAAUUUAUUCCAAGCAGCAAUAAUGGAAUCUGGAAGUCCCACUGGAGCUAGUCUGAAUCCACUCGGCUGUUAUACUGUACCAACUGAAAACCUAACUCGAGCCACUGGUUGUUGGACAUCCACCAACAAACUCGCUUGUCUACGAAGUCUGACUUCGGAUCAACUAUGGAAGGCACGAGUUAGUCAACAGUGGAAUCCAAUGGUUGACGGCGACUUCCUCACCGACUACCCCAGCAAUCUUACCCCACAAGGAAAAUUCAUCAAAGUUCCCCUCCUAAUCGGCGCCAAUAGUGACGAAGGAAGUAGUUUCGGUGUGUCCGGAUUGAAUAACGAGACAGCCGUUUUCAACAAUCUCCUCAUAUAUCGAGCUUCAAACGCUUAUGCGAUAUCUCCGCCAACUGCUAGAAAGCUGCUAGAAUUAUAUCCGAAUGAUCCAGCAAAUGAACCUCCGUAUUAUAUUACCAACGCGACAAUCUUUCCAAGCAAGGGACUUCAAUGGCGACGCGAUGCUGCCAUAGCAGGAGAUCUGGUUAUGAUAUCCGGUCGUCGAAAGAUGUGCGAAGUCUACACCGCCGCAUCUCAAUCCGUAUAUAGCUAUCGCUUCGAUACAUUUCUCUGGAACGCCGCCGUCACAGACGUCGUAAACGUAGUCUUCUCCUUCCAAAACAUAUCCGGCGCCCUUGGUCCCCUCCCCCAAUACCAAUCGUAUCUCGAUCUCUCCCAAAACAUCGGCAAAGCCUACAUCUCAUUUGUCAAUCAUGGGAAUCCAAACGGUCGUUCAAAUUCCACUUCCACUUCUGUCUCAAACGUCAUGAGUACCGAUAGUAAGAUUACAACACUCCCCAACUGGCCAUUGUAUAGCAAUAAGAGCCCGAAGAAUUUGGUGCUUAAUAGUAAUAAAACGUAUGUGGAAGAUGAUACGUGGAGGAAGGAGGGUAUUGAUUUUAUUAAUUGGGGGGGCGUGGAUAGGGAGUUGUGGUCUUGA